AUGAGCAACAACAGUAAUAAAUUCGUUGGGGGAAAAUUAAAGCUAAAAAUUAAUAAAAAAAAAAAAAAUGAAAAAAAACAUAAAAGUCAUGAUGGAAAACAUGAUAAUUAUAUGAACAAAAAUGAUGAAAAUUAUGAACAUGUUCAGAUAAAAAAUAGUAUUAAAAAAAAAAAAAAAAAUAAUAAUAAUAAUAAUAAUAAUAAUAACAACGACGAAGAAGAAAAUGUAAUAAAAGGAAGUGGACGAGUAGUUACAAUAAAAAAUACAGUGCAAGGAUUUGAAACAAAAUUCGUAGAAGAGUUUAAAGUGGGCUAUGAAAUAAUUCUAGAAAACCCAACAAGUUUACAAACAGAAAGAAAACUUGUAACGUCCAUUUUAAGCAACAGAACACUGCUCAUUGAGGAGGAGUUCUCAACAGACAUAAGUACCACGUGUUCCUAUUACAUAGGUAUUGUUAAGAAAGAUGGAGAAAAAACAAACAAUAAGGAUAUUGUCAAUCAGAUCGAAUUAGAUGAAUAUGUCCCUGAUCAGCAUAUUGAUCAAGUUGAUUUGAAAUAUGCAAAGGUCUUUGAUCUGAAACCCAAACAUGACAUCGUUAAGGUUAGGGAAAAAUCUGGUCUCUGGUCAUACAAAAUUGUGAAUAAAAAAAUAAAAGGAAAUCUAACCAACGAAGAGAAGCUGGAUAUCAGAGUGAAAAGUGGGAGAGACAAAUUCUGUUGGUAG
Molecule: messenger RNA, 723 nt
Organism: Plasmodium gonderi
Lineage: Eukaryota; Apicomplexa; Aconoidasida; Haemosporida; Plasmodiidae
Exons: 1
Coding region: 1-723 (240 amino acids)
Source: RefSeq, a predicted model, not a curated record